Cuculus canorus (common cuckoo) is the source of this 2918-nucleotide messenger RNA. RefSeq names its product HPS1 biogenesis of lysosomal organelles complex 3 subunit 1 (gene HPS1). The record is from RefSeq and is a predicted model, not a curated record. NCBI's taxonomy places the organism in Eukaryota, Metazoa, Chordata, Aves, Cuculiformes, Cuculidae. Gene Ontology annotation, molecular function: guanyl-nucleotide exchange factor activity. The transcript is spliced from 18 exons. Gene Ontology annotation, cellular component: BLOC-3 complex. The coding region runs from base 74 to 2179 and encodes 701 amino acids. Gene Ontology annotation, biological process: vesicle-mediated transport; melanosome assembly.
GCGGCGCGGGGCGGGCGGAGCCGCGCGGUCCCGGUGCCCGGCGCUGCCGCCGAGGGUUGCGCGCGGCGGGGCCAUGCGGUGCGUCCUGAUCGCCAGCACUGCGGCCGAGCUGCUCUUCUACUGGGCCGAUGCCGCCUUCCUCCGCCGGCUGCGACUCCCCCACGGCGGGCAGGGCCCAGCAUUGGAGGACAGCCUCAACACCCUCUUUGCCCCCCUCAUCAUCUCCUGCACGGCACUGCUGGAGAAGCUCGCCGACACCUACACCUGCUUCACCACCGAACAUGGACAGCACCUGCAUGUCCUGCACAUGUUUGGUGACUGCCUCUACAUUGCGGUGAACGGUGAUGGGACAGAGAGUGAGGACGACCUGCGCCGGACACUGUUUGUGCUGCGGCGCUUGGUGGAGGCUCACUGUGGCCUCGUCACACUUGACUCCCACCUCAUCCGCAAGGAGUUGCGGCCGGCUGAUUCAGAGCAGCGGGAGCGCGUCUGGAGCUUGCUGCGUGGCCUGCUGGAGACCUACAGCCGCUUGCGGGAGGAGGACCAGAGCUUUGCAGUGGAGGCAGUGGAGCGGUUGAUCCAUCCUCAGCUGUGUGAGCAGUGCAUCGAGUUCCUGGAGCGGCAGGUGGUACAGUACAUCAAUGCCAGCCCUGAGCGCGGUGGGGAUGAGGUGGGCCAUGCCUUCCUCCUGGUGCACACCAAGCUGCUGGCCUUCUACUCCAGCCGCAACACCAGCUCUAUCCGCCCUGCUGACCUGCUCAUCCUCAUCCUCCUGGUGGAGGACCUGUACCCCAGCCAGAGUGCCGAGGAGGAGCUCAGCACCCAGCCCGCAGCAGGGAAUUUAGUUCCCCAGGGGCCCAACAGAAGCGAGAGCAUCCCCGUGAGCAGCCCUAGUUCCCAUGGAACUGUAGAGAAGGACUCGGAUGACCAGCAGGACACAGAUGAUCUCUCCGUGCCCGAGAUCUACUACACACCCGAGCCCUCACCGGGCACACACAGCACGGGCAGCGAGAGCUGGUCGGAGGGCGCUGAGAUGCUGGGCACUGGGGAGGCAGAUGCUGCAGAUGUCCAGAUGGCAGAAGACUUGCUCCAGACCUUGGGGCCUCUGGUCCCUGAAGCUUCAAAUCCCAGAAGGAUCUUCCUGGAUGCCAACCUGCGGGAAGGUUACUGCCCCUUGCUGCCACAUACCAUGCACUGCCUCCCGCUUUGGCCGGGCAUCUCCCUUGUCCUUCUGACCAAGGGCCCCACAACCCACGUGGCUGUCACCUUGUACCAGCUGCUGGAUGGUUUCUUGGUGCUGGAGAAGAAGCUGGAAGAGGGACCAGAGGCUGGAGCCCCACGUUCCUACCCAUUCCUGGCCGAACUGCGGCAGCGCAUGGACAAGUUUGUGAAGAAGCUGAGUGGGCAGGACAUCCAGUUGCAGAACGCCUGGAUGGACUUCAAGAACAAGAUAUUUUCCCGGAGUGAGCCUGUUAGCUCCUUGGAGCUGCUGCAGGCAGUGGCCAAUGUGAAACGGCAGCUCUGCUCCAUGUACCGCCAGCUCUUCCUGGCCUCUGCUGGCCACAGCCUGUCCCAGGGCCUGCGGGACCGUGCCCAGAAGCUGAUGAGGGAGAAGUUGCUGGACUGGAGGGACUUUCUGCUGGUGAAGAGCAGGCGCAAUAUCACCAUGGUGUCAUACUUGGAGGACUUUCCUGGCCUGGUGCACUUCAUCUAUGUGGAUCGCACAGCCGGGCAGAUGAUGGCACCAUCACUCAGCGUGACAGACAAAUCCAGCUCGGAGCUGGGCAAGGGCCCUCUGGCCACCUUUAUCAAGGGGAAGGUCUGGUCACUGAUCACGUUGGCUCGGCGAUACCUGCAGAAGGGCUAUACAACACUCAUGCUGCAGGAUGGCGAUUACUGCUGCUCUUACUUCCUCUGGUUUGAGAACGAGCUGGGUUACAAGCUGGACGUGAUGGAGAUGCCGGUUCUCUCUGAUGAUUCUGCUCCCAUUGGGAUGCUGGCAGGAGACUACUACAGAAAGCUGCUGCGUUACUACAGCAAGAACCACCAGGCAGAGGUGGUGAAGUGCUAUGAGCUGCUGACUGUGCACCUGGGCAUCAUCCCUUCUGAGCUUGUGGUCCAGCAGGCCUGUGACCUAGCCCGGCGCCUCUGGGAGCCCUCCCGCAUUCCCCUGCUCUGAGCUGCCUCCAGCCACCUUGGGGCUGGGAUUAAAGCAGGUGUAUGGGGUGUUCCUUGCGCCUGGGCUGCUUUCUUGGUGUCUGUGUGCCAUCGUCUGUGCCUGCUGGCACCCACGGGCAGCCUUCCUAUCCUCCAGCCUGGCUGAGGUUUGUGCUGCUCACCUCCCCAAUCCCCACUGGCUUCGCUGGCACCCAGCAGCCUCCAAGAAUGGGGGGAGUAGAGCUGGAAGGUUUUUGGCAAAUCACCAUUUUGCUGAAAAGUACAUUUUCCAAGCAAGAUUUACAGCUUUGGAUUGACGUGGCUGUCAGGCUUCGGCUGGAGAACAAAAUGGUAUAGCCAAACCUGCAUGGAGGAGUGACCUAGAGUGCAUCCCCCUUUCCCCUCGCUCCAUCCUGCACCCCCUUCACUGUCCCCAGGCUCCCAGACAGCAGUCAGCUGUUCAGGCUGAGCACAGCUAUGAACACAAGGUAAAACCAAGGCAUUUCAUGUGUUUCCUAGGCAUGUUUGGACUAGGUGCGUGUGCAGAUCCCCAUGGGUGGCAUGGCUGGAGAUGGGGCCAGCUCCAGCAGCUGCUUUCACUCUGCUACUCUCUGGGGCAGGGUACAGCAGUUCAGGGAGCACUCUACCAUGGCAGGGCCUUUGCUCCAUCCUGCUGGGCAAGAAUUUGCUCUGCUAAGCAACAAUGCUGGCUUCAGGGCCAAGUUCACACCCAAGCUACCCUUUUCCUGCUGCUCUCAAUG